AUGAUGAUGACCUCGACGACGAAGACCUCCAUUGGCCUCCGUCAGCCGCACGUCCACCACGCCAUGGGCCUCUUUGAUAUGUUCCACCGCCUCAUGUUCGAUACCGCGCGAAGUAGCUACGCCCCCCACGGCCACGGCCACUCGACCUCGACCUACGCCUCAUCGUCGUCGGGCGACGAGCUGUUGAGCGAGCCCAGCAGCCCCGAGGUCAUCCUUGUCGACAGCGACGGCGAAGACACGUCAUCGCUCGAACGCGGUCGCACGCGACGCGAACAGCGAACUGCAGCUGCCGACAUCCCCGCGCCGCUCGCACUACCGCGCCCCCGCCUCCCGGCGGGGCCGGCCCAGGAGGUGAUCGACCUCACCCUCCUUCCCGACUCGGAAGACGAUGGCGAUGACGAUGAUGAGACCGAGGCCGACGUGGCGCGGCGAUUGCGGCGAGGCCGGGAACAAGGAGAGCCUCUGCCGACGGUAGUGGUCAACCUCGAGGCGUCGCCCGGGCCGCAGGUGCGCGAGUUUGCGCGGCGCAGCGGAGGGCGGAUCGCCGACAUCAUCCACGAGCAGGAUAUCUGA
This is a messenger RNA of Acanthamoeba castellanii str. Neff, 573 nucleotides long. RefSeq lists its product as uncharacterized. Bases 1 to 573 code for a protein of 190 amino acids. Lineage: Eukaryota; Discosea; Longamoebia; Acanthamoebidae. The record is from RefSeq and is a predicted model, not a curated record. The transcript is spliced from 2 exons.